This is a messenger RNA of Linnemannia hyalina, 2712 nucleotides long. Lineage: Eukaryota; Fungi; Mortierellomycota; Mortierellomycetes; Mortierellales; Mortierellaceae. The record is from the annotation of a GenBank genome assembly.
AUGCCCAUCUCCGUCAAGGCGACCUUUGCUCAAGACGGCGUCUUCUUUGCAGGAGAAAAGCUCAACUGCACCAUCACCUUCACAAACUCAUCCCCAACCUCAGUCGGACUCAUCUCGGCCAUCAACGGAACUAACAGUGGUGCAUCAACCCCUACUCGUCAACCCUCUUCCCUCCAACAGAAACUGCAGUUGCACCAUGACCAACAGCAGCAGCAACAACAGCAGCAAGAGCAGGAGCAUAACGGUCAUGGCAACCACAACAACAGCCUGCAGAACUUGGCGGCGUCAUCCAGCGCACAGUCCCGGCACGCGUCGAACCAACAGCAACAACCUUCAGGUGCAUCACCCACGUCACCAUCAUCAACACCCUCUACCCUGGCAUCGCCCGCUGGGUCUCCUCCCAACCCCAGCAGCAACAACAACAGCCGUCCCUCUGCCUCAUUGGCCCAGAACGCCACAGCCCACGCCAACAACGGUUCCGCGGCGCCCGACACCAAUCUUAGUACACAGCCUCGUUCAGACGCGCCACAGCAGCGCCCAGGGACGACGGUAAGCAGAGCUCAGAGUCAGACUCGUCUAUCAUCGGACAUUAGCCACAUUGAUGUAUCCUCUCAGCAAGAACUCAAUGGCAAGAACCACCAGCAACAGAGCUCCUCUGGAGAUCAUGAUCAGGACGAUCAGGAGGAGCAGGAAAAGACUAUUGCUGUGCCUGCUUUGUCGGAUGACGAGGGAGCUACCCAGUCGCCAGUAUCGCCUACUCCUCGGCAAGUUCAGCAGAUUGAACAGCAACAGCAUCAGGACGAGGGAUUGGCGUCGAUAUCGUCACCAGGUCUUUUAGGUUUGGCCAGUUUUGUGUACCGAUCUGCGUCGUUUUCGUCUCUUGCCAAUGCAUUCGGACUCUCUGGCAGUGAACCUGAAGAGCAGCAGCACCAAGGUCCUUAUGACGAGAAAAAGUUGCCUCCAUUACCACCGCCAGAUCUUGGCGGUGCAGGAACAAGGACGUACAUGCCAGCUUUGCCGCCACUGGAGGUAAAGUCGCCAGAGCUUGAGGAGAAAAAGACGACAAAGGAGUCAUUGCACGACGCGUUUGCGGAUCAACCACCAGCGGAAAGGAAGGUCGAUCCAGAGCAAUUGAACCGCUAUGGGACACCUAUUGGCCUUGACCUGGAUUCAAACGGCUCAGGGCACGUCAGGACUGGGACUAACGGGAGUAUGAGUGGAAUAAGCGAACGCAUGAUCGAGUUGCAGGUCACCGACAAUGCGGACACUCAGUCCAUGGCUGAUGACUCGGAGUACCAGACACCAAGACCGUCCAUGGAUGCUUAUUCGACUCGAUCAUCCAUGCAGAGCGUUCGGGGGCCUUUCCAGCACCAAUAUUACCAGGACAGGCCAACACGCCGAUCAUCGCUCAUGUCCAACUACUCGACGCUUUCAAGUCCCAGAGGACUACCAGGUCAAGGAUCAAAGAAGGAAGCAUUACUUUGGGGCUCGGUGCAGGUGGUGGGGCAGUUCAUGGUCGAUGGCUCGUUUAUCCGACAGCAAGGAUUCGAGUCGCUAAAGUCCAAGACUAUGUACCGGCCAACUGGAAGCGCAGGUGGAGGAGCCAUCGGAGGGGGAACCUUGGGAACUGUCACCUCAUCGGACUGGAGGGAUCGCGCAAAUGCAAACCGACUUUUCCCGGUAUUCUCAACGCCUCCUUCGAUUCUCUUUGUGGACCUGAACCUUGCCCCUGGGGAGUCUUGUUCCUACACGUAUCAAAUCGAGCUACCAUCGGACUUGCCCCCAUCGCAUCGUGGCAAGACUAUUCGGUUUGCGUACAACCUUGUCCUUGGAGUUCAACGUGGAAGUGUUCAUACCCCGGCUAAGAGUGUCCAGUUACCCUUCAGGCUUUACAACAACAUUUCGGAGCUUGGCACCAGGCCCGUGUAUGACAUGAUGAGUCCAGUCAUCUGGCACAAGGACACUGCCAUCUCACACCUUGUCGAGCUGGCAAGGAAACAAUUUGAGGACUACGUCGAGGAAUUGCUCCAGAGUAUUAAACCUGCCAGCGAUGAAUCUGGUCAAUUAAAUACGCGAGAGCUGACGCGUCGGGAAAGCGAUGCUUACAAGGACGAGGAUACUAUUCACGCUCAAACCUGCUUGGAGAAGGUUGCUCUCCUUUCUCGCUCCUCAAGCUCAGCGAGCUAUGAUAUUUGCAAGAAUAACGUCCCAGUUGCAAAGUUGUCGCUGAUCAAGACACGGUUCAAACUGGGCGAGACGGUCCAUGGAGUGAUCUCGUUCUCGAGUCGAGAGAUCCCCACAUACCAAAUCUCGGUUACUCUCGAGACUGUAGAGACGAUCGAGCCCAACUUUGCCUGCCGAAGUGCUGCCCAGACAGCCAAGCUGACCAAACGUGUCCAUGCAGAGUUGCACGAGUCUUGCAUUGACACGAUGCGCACGUCCUUUUCUCUCUGUAUCCCACCGACUGCCACCCCCGAGUUCAAAACCUCGACCCUGACGCUGAAAUGGUACCUGCGUGUGGAGUUCAUUACGGGACCCGCGAACCAGCCACGGUUCAAGAUGACGAGUGUGGAUGAAAGACGAUCGCAGUACCAUGCGGUCGAGUCGCUUUCGAACGAGAGCUUUGACUGCUCUGUCCCGAUCCAAGUUUACCCCACCUCCUAUGAGACCGGUGCUCUUUUCCCAUCCACCAUGUCCUUUAAUCUUGCCUAG